UUUGUAGUGGUUGUUUCAGGGAAGAUGCAUAUAGCUUCCUCUUCGCGCUUAUCUGGUCUUCCUAAUUCCCGUAAACAGUCAUCAAAUUGGGGAAAAAUGGUAGAUCAUAUGACAAAACUACCUGCCACAUAGUCUCACUGCCAUGCCCCUGCAUGAGCUAGUUUUCUGCUGCCCUCUUUUUGCUCAGGCCAGUCCCUGCUGCUGGAGCCCAUGCACAAACAGGAGGAGCCAUGGCCACUCAGCAGCAUGCCAGAAAUAAGAACAAAAACAGUUUGCUUUCGGCCGACUCAAUUAGCUGAUGUAUCUCAUUACUGUAGAAACACUAGAACCACUGACACCAUGUGGUUUAAGAAGAGAGGAAGUGAAAAUAGAGGUUUAUUUCUCUUCUGCCCAAGUCAGAUAGUUGGAGGUGACACCAGUUCCACAGUCCCCUGGAUCCCUGGUAGUGAUGGUCAUGGUCCUGGGAAAUCCUGUUUUUGCUUCCUGUAAGGCACCACCACCACCAAGGUGGGAUAAAUACCAGCCCCUGCUUCACAGGAGUGUAAUAGAUUAAGUAGCAGAUACAUUAAAUGAUCCCUAACUAUAAUUAGCUCCCACUGUGCACCUAACACUACAACCUCAUACAAAUGAUUUCUAAUGACACAUGCAGUGACUGGGAACAGGGUAAUAGCUAUUUAAACAGUUGCUGAUCCUUGAGCUGGUACACGACAAUGUAUUUUACAAUGAUUGAGAAACUUUGGAUAUUUUUUAAAAGCACUGUAGCCAUUGAGCUGGACAAAUACUCUGUUCAGAUAAGAACAGAGAUGAUGCCCUUCCCCUAGUGGUAGCAGAUUGUUAGACACUUUCAAUCUUAACUACGCCUAUUACCAAUCUUCUCCCUACAGCAUGAUUAGCAAAACAAGUAACGUUCUCCCAGCUCAUGCCUAUGGUGUAGGCAUCCAAGCAGAGUUAAGAUGGUCUUCCUAAAAAUAUUCUUAUCUAAGUGGUUCUCUGCAACUACACUAACAUACCUACUGUUCAGAACUGGAAUCUUGCUCUCUUUUCUCCUAAUACUAACACAUAGACCUCAUCGCUGAUUAGGACCUAUAAAAUGUACCAAGGCCACGAGGCUGCUGGCCAUGCUGGGCAGCUGGGACACCUAUGCAUGGACCAGGCUGCAAGAUCAGGGAUUGAAGCCAGCAGUUUCAAAGUGCAAGGUAGUAUGAUUUUGGGUUUUUCUAAUAAUCUCUUUUGAUCCUGUUCCUCAAGCUAAGAAUGAUAAUGAGGUUUUUAUUCAAGAACAGUCUUUUGGUUCAAGGAGCAUGGAAAAUUGCAGCUUUUGGGAAUCAUGAAGCCUGAAAGCAAAGGCUCAAAAGAAAGCAAGUUUGCAACUUCAGCUAUCUUGUUAAUAACUAGCUGGUGCUAAUUGCAUAUAAUCUAGUCACCAAAAAUAAGCAGAAAGUGCCAUAGUUCUUGAAAAGCACAUCGCUUCCAAAGAAAACUUCAUUUUUUUACGUGAGCUGAAAAUUUGACUUUGUUAGACAUUUGCUUUUAAUGAAGAAACAAUGUCGUAAUACGUUUCACCUGACCUUGAAAUGGCAUCACACCUUAUUCUGUUUGGUGAUUGGGUUUCACUUCACAGGAAACAGAGAAUAAAUUUAAUUUUCUCUUUUAUAAACACAUACAUACUAAUUUAAAUGUGAUCUGCUGCUAUUUGAAUACUACAGGACUACCUCAGCACAAAGAACUGCCGCCAGUAAACCACGAUAUGCCCUCAGAAGGCAGAACAUUAUGAGUGACAGGGGGCAGAAGAUAGCUCCUACAACUGCUCAGGUCUGAGAGCUGAUACCUAAGCCAGUGACUGAUGCUAUACUAUAACCUGCACUGACUGUGCCAUACUUAAAACUGCUUCACUGUAAGGAAGACGAAAAUACAUUUCAUCUGUAGUGUUCUUUGUUCGCAGCAAUAAAAGCUAGAAGCAGAAUUGCAGCUGUUCAGGUAAGCAGUAUUUCUCCAUUUUUAGUUUGGAGGGUUCAAGAUUGCAGUGAAGUACAGAUCAGAAGUACAAGGAAACUAAAAUGAGGGUGAAUCAAGUAUUCUAGGAAAUUUCACCUAGCUUUAUUUAAAAUGUACCUUCUUGUUAAAGACAUACAUUUGUGUGACAGUGGUAUCACCAAGCAGCAGAAGAGAGAGAAAAGUUUUAUAUCUACCUUUUGUCUGAGGGUUAAUCUGCAGUUAUUUAAAACAAGCUUCAUAGUCUUUACCAAAUUCAUUUGACAGCAAAGCUGCUAUACCCUAAGCUAACCUAGAGAGGUAGGGGGUGCCCCAUUGAAACACUCACGGUCAGGUUGGAUGAGGCUCUGAGCACCCUGAUCAAGCUAUAGGUGUCUCUGUUCAUUGAAGAUCCCCAGAGGAAUGCCUCUUGUUUCACCUGAGACAUCUAAAAGUUAAAUGUUAAAUGUUCAUGUCUGAACUAGUCUCCUUGGGCUGCCUUUGUCAUCAGGGGAGAAAAAUAGGUGUGUCAAAAGAGUUGAUCAUUUAUCUUUGAAACUUCUCUUAUGGGAAGACAUUUUGCCCUGGAGGAAACUAGAUCUCUCCCCUGAUGGCAAAGAGGGACUUAGGAUGACUGGCUCCAGUUUAGACAUCUAAUGUUUCUAUGUCUGAAGUUAGAUGAGGUUAAUUUCAUCCUUGGUUACCAUUCUCUCAGGUUAAAACAGUAUCAAGAAAGGUUAUAUCUUGAAUUCACCGUGAAGAGAUCCAAACUGCCCAUGGCAGAUGAGAAACCAUUUCAGAGACAAGUCUAUCUAGUUCCAAUUUGCACUAAAUGGGAAGCAAGAUCAGAGCCUUUAACAGUAUCUGUGCUUUCCACCUUCUGCUCUUUGAGAAACAGUCUUCAGUCAUUUGAAUCAGUUUUAUGCCUCAAUCAAACAUUUUUUCUUCUUGAAAAGCAUUUCUACCAGUUUCAUACUCUGAUGACUCCAGGGGAAUAUGACUGUACUCAGGGAACAAGCCUUGACUGUCAGGUCACAGGAGCAUUGGAUCCUGAGAUCUGUAUCUGCACUGAGCAUUUUUUGGCUUCCAUGAAAGCAGAAUGCUGUCUCUGAUUUCAUGGCUACAGAUGAGUUCAAAUUAAUGAACAUAAGAGAUAGAUAUAGCUUUGCUUUCUGAAAGGCUAAGACUAAUGCACAGUUUUGCAAAACCUAGGCAUGAACUCUCUCUAGUUUCCUGUAAGUGUGUUUGCUGCCCUUGUAGGUUUGCACAUAAGCAGCAAUUGUCAUCUUUAGUGUAGAAGGUUAAAUAAAGCAAAGAUAAAAUUAAUCACUAUCAAAAUUCAACAGAAGGUGGGUGGAAGGGUGAAAUCAAACUGAGCAGUGGAGGGGAUCUAGUCAGAUCUGGGUAUGUUGACAAAACCUUAUUCUUCCCCUUUACUAAACCCUAUCAUAAAGAAGUUUGCUGCAAUGACAAGAGAUGUAGGUGAAUACAUUAAAAAUAAACAUCUGAUUUUUGUAAAGCUUAAAGAAGAUUUCUGCAAACAUGGCAUCUGGACACACAGACAACGUUACUGCUCUGUCAGACCCUUCGACAAGUUGCAAGGAUGAAAAUUUCUUACAGGUGAAAUCUUACCUCUCUGCCUUUUAUGGCCUAAUCUUCCUAGUGUGCUUCCCUGGGAACAUUGUGACCAUUUUUGUUUACUUUGUCAAGAUGAGGCCCUGGAAAGGCAGCACCAUCAUUAUGUUAAACCUGGCUGUCACUGACCUACUGUAUGUAGCUACACUUCCUUUCUUUAUACACUACUCUGCUAAUGGAAAUAACUGGAUUUUUGGAAACUUCAUGUGCAAGUUUAUUCACUUUGGCUUCUAUUUCAACAUGUACAGCGGUAUUAUCUUCCUUAGCUGCUUCAGCAUCUUCCGAUUCCUUGUAGUCGUCCACCCAGUUAGAUGCUUUUUUAUUCAAAAGAAGAGAUGGGCUGUGGUGACUUGCACAGUAAUUUGGUUGAUUUCCCUGGUAACGAUCAGCCCUUUAAACACCUUGAUCUCCAUAAAGCAUACACAGAACAGGACAAUCUGCCUAGACCUGUCUUCUGCAGAGGACCUUGACAGUACUCUAUGGUAUAACUGGCUGCUGACGAUAUUUGCCUUCUUUUUGCCCCUGGUGACAGUAACUCUGUGCUAUGCACUCAUUAUUCAUGCCUUGGCCACAGGGCCCCAUACGCAGGCUUGCUACAAACAGAAGGCCCGCAGGCUUGCCGUCGUCCUCUUGGUGGUCUUCUAUGUGUGCUUCCUCCCCUUCCAUGUCUUUCAGAUGAUUCGGAUUGAGCUUCGUGUGCGAGUGGCGAGCUGCAAUCUCAAGAACACGAUCCUUUUUAUAUUCAUUCUAACUAAACCUUUAGCAGCAUUAAAUACAUUUGGAAACUUGUUGCUCUACGUAGUGGCAGGAGACAGCUUCCAGCAUGCCAUCUUCUCACUCCUCAAGUUUUGGACACACAAGAACUUGAAAUAGAAAAGACUGAUGCCAUAAAAGAGCUAUACAGAGAGAGUCCAAACCUGCCCAUAACCAGGCAGGCAGAACUUCUCCUCAGUCGGAGUACUCAGACUCGCACUUCCAAUGCCAAAGGAGAAUUUAUCCGUUCUGUGUUUUGGAAUUACACAUCAUCAUA
This is a messenger RNA of Coturnix japonica (Japanese quail), 4636 nucleotides long. RefSeq names its product 2-oxoglutarate receptor 1-like. Lineage: Eukaryota; Metazoa; Chordata; Aves; Galliformes; Phasianidae. The record is from RefSeq and is a predicted model, not a curated record. Gene Ontology annotation, cellular component: plasma membrane. Gene Ontology annotation, biological process: G protein-coupled receptor signaling pathway. Gene Ontology annotation, molecular function: G protein-coupled receptor activity.